Molecule: messenger RNA, 5151 nt
Organism: Rhipicephalus sanguineus (brown dog tick)
Lineage: Eukaryota; Metazoa; Arthropoda; Arachnida; Ixodida; Ixodidae
Product: sushi, von Willebrand factor type A, EGF and pentraxin domain-containing protein 1
Exons: 12
Coding region: 1111-3249 (712 amino acids)
Source: RefSeq, a predicted model, not a curated record
CUGGUGCGGCAGUUGUGAGCUGGUCGCUCCCCAAGGUGAACCGUUCUUGCGCCAGCUGCGGUACGGUGGCUGCGGAUGCGCGUUUGUGAAGCCGGUAGUGGUGUGUCUCUCGUUGCCACUUUACGUUUCUUUUUUUUUUUUUUUUUUCGAAAGUCACAGCGCCAUCACGUGUUUGGUUUCUGUGCUGCUGGAUUUCGCGUUUCACGAGGCAUCGUUGUUACGCUGUUCUCAUUCGUCCAAUUAUUGUGCGCGAUGGGAGGAGAAACGUGACUGCCUUCAACCCGUCGACGUGCGGAAACAACGACUUGAUCUUGAGAAGCUUCAAAAGAGUGUUCGGCUCGCCUGUGCAUACCAAACCCGGAAAAUCAUCCUUUCAUCCACAUCACAGUGCGCGAAAGUUACUGGAAGCGCGACGUGUGGAAAUGAAAUGAGAUCUUGAGAAGCUUCGAAGAGUGUUUUAAGUUUUGCCUGUGCGUACUGAAUCCAAGAAAGCAACCUUGCUUCCUCACAUCUCUGUCGCUGUCUGCGAAAGGUACUGGGAGCGCAUCCCAGAUACGCCUCUUGAACAAUGCUCCCGCGAGAUUUGUGAGCACUUGGGCUUCGAAGCUGACGAUACACGGAACGGAAUCGACGACUUCGCGUCUGCGGGAAGUAGCGCGCGCUUUCUCAGCGCUCGCCGUAACGGAAUCGGAGCUUCGCCGAUACACCUAAGGGAUGAAGAUGAUUCCACGGACUCUGUAGGAAGUUGCUGUCGUCGAUGUCGAUAAUAUUCCCAAAUGAAAAAAGCAUUUCUUUUCUCUCCCUCUUUCUUCUCAAGUGUCAGUGAGGAAAAGCGAUGAAGAAGAGUGCUGGCGGCUGAGACGCUGAGGCAAGACUUGGCAACCGAUGUGCGUUCGUCUCGUGUUCUGUGUGUGACCGAAUUUCCUUUUUUUUUCGUGGUGAGUGUGUGUGUGUGCUUGUGUUCUCGCUCUGCGCUCUCUAUACACGUUCGCUUUUGCGUUGCGAAUGGAAACACUUUAAGUGAACCGUCGAGCUGUGCUUAUCGUUCGGAUUCUCUUCGCUCUCCUUGUUGAAGAAGAAGAACAAGAUGGAGUUGAAGAACUUGAACGGAUGUGCGCGAUGGCUCGUCGUGCUUUUCCCUUCCUCGCAGUUGUCACUGGAACGCAGCAGCAACAACUGCAGCAGUGCGGUUUCCCGGGCAGACCGGCGUACGGCCGCAUCAGCCUGAUCCGGGACUCGUACGAAAAUGGCCAGACCGUUUCCUACACGUGCGACUCCGGCUUCAACCUGCUCGGACAGAGCACGCGCCAAUGCCUCGACAACGGAACCUGGUCCGGAGCGCUACCCGUCUGCGACACAAGCCUGACGGUGCAGCGCAUACCGGAGGCGUCCGGCUACCUGUACGCCUACCCCCCAGGGAACGCGCUGGACGGCUCCAAGAGCAGCUGCUUCUACACCACCUACCAACCGCCCCGGUGGUGGCGCAUAGACCUGGGCGCCGCCUAUCACGUGCUCUCCGUAGCACUCACGGUUCCGCACGUCAGUUCACGGCAGGACCUCGAGGUGCGGGUCGUGAGCUACGAGGGCAACAAGGCCAUAUUCAACAGAUGCGCCGCAUUCAGCGGGAAAUUCUCGACCCAGACGGUGGUGCUGAUGUGCGAUGAGGGGAAGGGAAUCAUCGGCCAGUACGUCGAUGUUGCUGACAAGCGCAAGGACCCCGACCACUUCAGCCUCUGCGAGGUGGAGAUCUAUGUGCUCAGAGAAAAGUACCAGUGCGGGGACCCAGACAAGCCACCCAAGUCGUACACGGUGCCGCUGUCACCACAACAGAUGGAGUACCGCUGCGUGUCCGGAUACAAACUGUCUGGCCCGAGCGUCCGUACUUGCCUGGAGUCUGGACAGUGGUCAGCGGCAGCCCCUAGGUGCCUUGAGGCCGCGUGCCCGUCCCUGGGUCCCCUCGACAACGGGAAAGUGGCAGUGCGAGGCACCAGCAAUGGCCGCACCGUACAGGGCAGCCAGCUCAUCUACACCUGUGACCCUGGCUACACCCUGGAGGGCAAUGACACCCGCACUUGCCUCGAGGACGCCCGUUGGGGAGGACAGCAGCCACACUGCCAGCCUGUCACCUGUGAUGUGCCAUCGUUUGAAGUUGAAGGUGGAACAUACACGCUGCUCAAUGUGUCCACAAACUACGGGGACCUGGCCGAGCUCAACUGCCACCUGGGAUACGAACGGCAGGGUGGCCCCACAACCAUCGUCUGCCAAGAGGAUGGGACCUGGAGUGGGCCUCAGGCCUCAUGCAUCCUCAGACAAAUGAAGCAAAAACUCCAGAAGGAGCUGCCAGGAUCAUCGAGCGACACAAGCUCAACACUCACUGGCAUGGUGGCAGCUAUCAUCGCCAUCGUGUUCCUUUUCCUGCUUUCCAUGUGCGUCCUCCUCAUACUCAAAAAGAAGAAGUACUUCUCAAGGGCCAAGAGCCCGCCGGCGAAGGUACCCAGCGGCGGCCUCCCCGCGAACAACGGAAGCGCCAACAUCUCCUACACGGACAGCAGCGGAACCAUCUACCAGAACGAGGACUUCUACAUGGAGAUCCCGUUGAAGAAUGCGCAGCAAAACGGCUCCACCACCGCAGCCGCGCACAACAACAACCACCUCACCAACGGCGGUCACCGCGCGAGCCUGAAGGCUGAGGGUGGAGACCGCCGCAAGAGCCUGACGCCGAGUCGCAAGAGUUCACUCUCGUCGAAGGAAAACAUCUACGAAGAGAUCGCCCUGGCCUCCAAGCAUCGCAGGCUCUCUUUCGGAGGCGUCACUUCCAUCACGACGGGCCCGACACCCAGUGCAGGCGUCACCGUCACCCACACGGAGCUGCCGUCCACGGCGGACGACAUUCAAGACGAACGGGAGUCGUCGCCGGCAUUGUACGCCAAAGUCGAUUUCGAUCAGAAGCGGAAAUCCAGGCUCAUCAAAGAGCAAAAUGAGGAACCGUUGAACAAACCUGCCCUUCCAAACGGCGUCAAGCUACGCGACCUUCCUCCAAUACCGCCUCCGGACGAGGACGAAUACUACAACCCUUCGGUCGCCAUGUCCCUAGUUGGUGCUGUGGCCCCGUUGGUGUCGCUCGCACCCCACGUUGUGGAAGGGGACAAUGUGUACGUCGACCAUCCGAUCGGGGCGGAGAUUGUCAGGGGGACGAUGCACACCGGUAUGGUGGACAACGAACUCUAUGCCACGUCAGGACACAGCUAGUGACCAUCGUCCUAUGCUCUGAACUGUGCAUCGUGUGGACAACAUGCAUUGUGCGUCAUCGUGAGGAACAAAAGACUUUUUAUCUCAGGGCACCACUCCCAUGGAAGAAGCAGGCGCAAUAACAUUGGCUGGCAUGUAGUAGAAGUACAGACGACCACGCCCUUGACUAGAGCACCAAGAGCAGUGCACCGGCGGAUGAUGAACCGUAUUGGUGUCUAGCUGCUUGGUUUGCACAAACAUCCCUCGUUGGCAUUGAUAGUUACCUGGAUUAUGGAAGUUUCGUAGUCUUUGGCAAGGUGUCAUGAACCUUGCGGUUGCUUUGGUGUUGCUCUUUUGAUUUCUAGCACAGAGGGUUCUCGACAAGAGCGCAGAUGCCUGUACUACAAGGUCUCACCUACGAGUCUGGGCUAAGGCCACACGCUCAAUUGCAAGCGACCCAUGGGCUGUCCAAUCACAGCUUACAAACGGAACAGUGACAGGAUAAAACUUCCUAAAACUGUUGACAUGUCUUUCUUUUUCAGUGUCCUUCCUUGGCAUACGACACCUUGCGUGCGUCACAUUUUAUGUGUCAUGUAUUGGAGCUGUUCUUGUGGAACGAGGCUAAGUUUGGUAAAUAUUGAGGUGUUAUGCAAUUCAUGUUGUGUCUAUUAGUUGCACAAUGGAAUGCUACUUAUACAACGAAAGUGCAUGCGUGACUGAUCAAGCCUGAUAUGGUGCAUGCUACCAUAUCAGGCUUGAUCAGAGGCGUGUUACAAACACGCUACUUCUGACAGCUAGUCCAAGUGUUUUUCAACAGUGAGUGCCGGUAAACACUCACAUGCAGGACUCCAAAACAAAGUCGAUAUACUUAUAAAAACAAAUAGUUCAUUGCUUUCGCGAGGAAAAUGGUAUUAAUCGGCAAGAGGUGAAAAGUGCUUGCUUGUAAAUUUUUCGACGGUGUCAGUCCGAUGCAGCACUUCACAAUACGGUCGUCUGAAACCGUGAAAAACAACAGUCAAAGGCAAGCUGUGAUGGUAUGUUACAGCAGUGACAGAACAAUGGGUGAUUUGUACCAGCGCACGAGAAGCAGCCGCACGGUAGGCAGGCAAAACAAGCCCUUGAGCUUAAAGUCUUGGUCUGUAGCACAAGACAGACAUAAUAGCUCAAACGUGGCUUGUAGUAUUGUGUCCAGUGUUCCAUAUGGUAUAUGGCUCCUAUAUCAUUUAUGAACACGUAGAUAGAGCUGAAAAGUCAACGUCCUUGGAACUCGCAAAGCAGAAAGCGCUGCAUUUAUGUACCCUUGGUUGGAACACCUGUACCUACGUAGUUAAUAAGUGAAACAAAAGAUUUAGAUACCCUUUCUAGAAUAUAUUCAGCAAACUUGGACCAAGCCAUGCUAACUUGUAAAUCAUAACUUCAAACAAUGACACAUCUUGUUCUGUUUUUUUUCCACUGUCAUUCUGCGACAUUCUCGCGGUGCAUUUUUGGAUUUUUCUUUUUUCAUCUGAAAGCAUUUACCAUCUUAAUUAUUGCUCCGCAUUUAUGCAUCUUGCACUCGGCACAGUUUAUUGCGAGCGUUGUGUGUGACGCAACUUUGUAUUGUUGUGCAGAGCUAUUCGAAAAGUGAUACUGGCGAACCUAGUCUUGAAAUGUGAAACGUUCGCCAACGCCGGAUGAAUGUGUGUGUGUGGCCACUUGCCGCAUUAACCAAAUAUAAAUGUCUAUAGAUUGACAGACAGCAUUAUUAUCUAAAGAUAGCUGCGCAUAAUGUGUUAUUAUAUAUACCAUGAGCUGUACAUAACUGAGAGAAAAGAGAUUCUUUGCAAAGUCUGUAUUUAUUUGUACAGCUGUUGUUUGUAUGCCUGUGACUGUAGGGCAUGUUGUACCAUAUACAGAGUCUGAAAUAAAUAUGUUUGUCUUAAU